GACGUCUUGAUAACUUUUUAUUUUUAAACAUUAGAUAAAUACAAAAUAAAAUGUCAAAUACAAUUAUAGUUACUAACGAUAAUUUAACAAAAAUAUGUAGAAUAUGCUUAAUGGAGUACGAAGAUAUGCAUUCAAUUUUUAGUGAGAUACAAAACGUUGAAAGUUUAGAGGAGGAAUCGACCUUUUUAUAUGAGAUUCUAAUGAAUAUUUCUUCAAUAAGGGUUUUAGCAAACGACGGUUUACCUACAACAAUUUGUACAAAUUGUAUGGAGCUGGCUCACACCUCAUUUAAAUUCCAACAGCAGUGUAAUCGAUCGCAAGAAAUUUUGGAGAAAUAUAUUUUACACGCCAAGGCUGGCGGGGAACAAAGCGAAGCCGUUAAGGAUGAAGAGGUGUUAAAUUUCCUUGAUGCGAAUGUGUCCUCCUCAACUCGUGCAUUAGUGUCAGAUAAAUGUGAAAUGGAAAACGUUACUAGCGAUGCGGUCUUUCCAUAUGUAGAAUGUGAUAAACUCGGCAGUGCAGAGGAAACGGAAACGAAAGUAUUAGAUGCGGUUAAAGUUGCCGCAACUGAAGACAACAAGCGCUUACGUCAAAGACUAGCUCUCAAAAGAAUACAAGCGGAUACCAAUGUUAAAGAAGAACCGGCCGCAUAUGUAAUGAAAGUCAAUGAAAACGGAUUGAAAUUGUAUGAAUGCAGUUUUUGUAGAAAAACAUACAAACAUUCAAACAGUUUAAAGGUGCACUUACGUAGUCACACAUUGGAACGUCCGUAUGUAUGUAAUCAGUGCGGUAAAGGAUUCAAGCAGUAUGGUGCACUUACUUAUCAUUUUCGUAGUCAUACUGGGGAGCAACCGUAUGUUUGUAAAAUUUGUGGUAAACGGUAUCGACAGUCUGGAACAUUAACAGCUCAUAUGCGAAUACAUACAGGACAACGCCCAUUUUUGUGCUCUGUUUGUGGACGAGGUUUUAGGCAAGCUCCCGACUUAGGAUAUCACAUGCGCACACAUACAAAAGAACGGCCAUACAUGUGCAACGUGUGCGGGAAAACUAUGAGGAUGCAAUGUCAUUUAGUGCAACAUCUCAGAAUUCACACGGGCGAACGGCCUUUUAAAUGCAUGGAGUGUAGCAAGGCGUUUCCAUCGUCAACCAGACUGAAGAGACAUGCCAUUAUUCAUACUGGCUUGAAACCGUACAUAUGUGAAGUUUGUAAAAAGGCUUUCAAUCGUCUCAGUAGUCUAAGGGUGCAUGCAAAGAUUCACACCGAUGAGCGUCCACAUGUCUGUUCAUUUUGUGGAAAAGGCUUUAUUCAAGCACACGCUCUUAAAACUCAUAUGAAUUUACACUAUGACGAAGAAAUACCUAAAGUACAGUAAAUUUUCAUGUAACAAUAGAUGGCCAGUUUAUUCGCCUUUCAUUGAAAAUGCCGUGCAAUUUAUGCCAUUUGAAGUAUUUGAACAAAGUUUGAGAAUAGUUAUUUAUUUAUUGUAUCAAUACUUACUGUAGAUAUUAACGGUAGAUUAUUAGUUAAUAAACUUCUACACACUUU
This is a messenger RNA of Photinus pyralis (common eastern firefly), 1546 nucleotides long. Its product is annotated as zinc finger protein 664-like. Gene Ontology annotation, biological process: regulation of transcription by RNA polymerase II. Gene Ontology annotation, molecular function: DNA-binding transcription factor activity; zinc ion binding; RNA polymerase II cis-regulatory region sequence-specific DNA binding. The transcript is spliced from 5 exons. NCBI's taxonomy places the organism in Eukaryota, Metazoa, Arthropoda, Insecta, Coleoptera, Lampyridae. The record is from RefSeq and is a predicted model, not a curated record. Bases 51 to 1373 code for a protein of 440 amino acids. Gene Ontology annotation, cellular component: nucleus.